Messenger RNA from Chanos chanos (milkfish), 1270 nucleotides. It is a transcript of the gene wwox, whose product is annotated as WW domain containing oxidoreductase. Gene Ontology annotation, molecular function: protein binding. The record is from RefSeq and is a predicted model, not a curated record. The transcript has 9 exons. The coding region runs from base 15 to 1253 and encodes 412 amino acids. Lineage: Eukaryota; Metazoa; Chordata; Actinopteri; Gonorynchiformes; Chanidae.
AGCGUUCUCGAGCUAUGGCUGCACUGAAAUACGCAGGAAUGGAUGAUACUGACAGUGAGGACGAGCUUCCACCGGGAUGGGAAGAGAGGACCACAAAGGAUGGAUGGGUUUACUAUGCCAAUCACGAGGAGAUGAAGACCCAGUGGGAACAUCCUAAAACCGGGAAGAAGAAACGCUGCGCCGGAGAUUUACCCUAUGGAUGGGAGCAGGAAACGGAUGAGAAGGGUCAGAUUUAUUACAUGGACCACAUCAAUAAGAGGAGAACAUACUUCGAUCCACGGCAGGCCUUUACUGUGGAGGAUGUGCAGGUAAAGCCCAAGCGUUAUGAUGGAAACACUGCUGCCUUGGAGAUCCUGCAAGGUCGUGACCUUUCUGACAAGGUUGUGCUCAUCACUGGAGCAAACUCAGGGAUAGGUUUUGAGACCGCACGGUCAUUUGCUCUUCAUGGUGCCCAUGUAUUUCUGGCCUGCAGAAACCAAACUCGUGCGAGCAAAGCUGUCAGACUCAUUACGGACGAAUGGCACAAAGCGCGUGUGGAGGCCAUGACUCUGGACUUGGCAUCUCUGAGGAGCGUUCAGGAGUUUGCUGAGGCCUUCAGAGCGAAGAAACUGCCUGUGCAUAUUCUGGUAUGUAAUGCGGCAGUGUGUACCCAGCCCUGGCGUCUUACGGAGGACGGUCUGGAGUCCUCCUUUCAGAUCUGUCACCUGGGUCAUUUCUACUUGGUCCAGCUCUUACAGGAUGUUCUGCGUCGCUCCGCUCCUGCCCGUGUGGUGGUUGUCUCUUCCGAGUCCCACAGGUUUACAGAUCUGGUGGACUCAUGUGGUAAAGUGGACCUGGCUCUGCUCUCCCCACCACAGAAAGAGUACUGGUCCAUGCUGGCCUACAACAGAGCCAAACUCUGCAACAUCUUAUUCUCCAACGAACUGAACCGACGCCUGUCACCACAUGGUGUCACCAGCAACGCCGUUCACCCGGGCAACAUGAUGUACACCUCCAUCCAUCAGAGCUGGUGGCUAAUGACCCUCCUUUUCACCUUGGCUCGACCCUUCACCAAGUCUAUGCAACAGGGAGCGGCCACCACGGUAUACUGUGCUGUGGCUCCGGAGCUGGAGGGGCUUGGGGGAAUGUACUUCAACAACUGUUUCCGCUGCCUUCCGUCCCUGGAAGCCCAGAAUGAAGCUACAGCACUCAGCCUGUGGGAACUCAGCGAGAGACUGAUCCGUGAGAGAGCCACCGCUCCCAAAGCCCUGUGACCGACACCCCCCCCCCC